UGCAGAGCAGAGGACUUGGCCACGAGACGACAUGAUGUUUUAACGUCACAGAGACAAACACCGGAGACGUUUUGGACUUUGGGAGCUUUAAGUCACCCCCCUUUUUUGUUUUUGAAUUUCAUUUUUCGCCUUUUUAUUUCCUUUCUUUUAUUAUUAUAUACAUAUAUAUUUUUUACACAUUUUAUUUUAAUUUUGAAUGUUCUUUGUGUGAUGGCUAAUGUGUCAUCGGCUGAUGUGGGAGUUUUGUUUCUCAUCGUGGUGACAGCAUCUUUGACAAACGGUUCCUCAUCUAGCAAAGAUGUGAGCCAGAGGAAAGAGGUGGAAGCAGUUAAGAUGAAUGGGCUCCUGCCGGGCGAUGUGGACAACCUCAUCGGUGUCGCCUCUCAUGGUGAAGCGACGCCCUGCUCUGCCUGUAACCCACAGGGAGCCAGGAGGCGUUCAAAGAGAUGCACGUGUUACACUUACAAAGACAAGGAGUGUGUGUAUUACUGCCACCUGGACAUCAUCUGGAUCAACACACCAGAGCACACUGUACCAUAUGGUAUGGCCAGUUACCAGGGUGCCCUGCGUGCGAGGCGCUCCGCUGGGACCGAACAGGGGACAAGGAGGGCGUUGGGCCAGCGCUGUGUCUGUACACAAGAGGCUGACUCCAACUGCAGCAGCUUCUGCAUGGACAGCAGGCAAAGGAGGCCACCCAAAGCAGCGCCUAACAUAGACCAGAGGACAGCGUCUCUGCGCAGUGGGACUGUUUUAAAAUGAACAUAAGAGUGGCUUACAACCUGAAAGUUGGACAUACGUUGUCUUUACAUGAGGCAUCCCCUUGUAUGGUGCCUUACCUUCAGACUGCUGGAUGAAAAACCGCAAAGCUGCCUGUACAAAUAUUAAAGACAGCGAAAUGAAAGCGAGGGGUACCAGCAGGAAUGCUGAUGGAGAGCCAGUUUUCAGCACUCUCUGCCUGUCUAUGUCUGUGCGGCAGAUGGAUAAGACGGAGAAUGUUGUUCAUUAUCUUGUCACAACUAAGGAUGGUUUACAUGGCUAACUCAUGUUGACCAUGGAAGACUUUGGUAGAGCUCACACAUGGCCAGGCUGCGUGAUGUGAAGGCCACUUCAAGAGCUGCUGCCAUUUCACUCCACCACCUCCGUGUUAAAUAUAACGCGAAACUGUUGUGUUUCCUCAACGAGGACAUCAUUUGACCACAGCCAGUAACUCAUUUUUUUUUUUUUUUUGAAAUCACAAAAAAUCACUAUUUGUCACAGCCACUGAAGUGCCCAUAUAUAUAUACUUUAUAAUAACCAUCAUUAAUAAAUUGGAAAUUGAUAACUGUGAGGCUGGUUGGAUGUACUGCCAAAUUCAGGGAAAUGUCAUUGAAGACGUUUUAUGGAGAUGAACUCAACAUGUAAUUAUACUUUCCAUUCACUUCCUAUAUGUACCAUAAAGGUAUAUACAAUUAUAUAUGUGAAUAUAUCAACAAAUCAUUUAUCAUUAACACAAGUAUAUAAAAUGUUAUGUGUUCAACAAGUGUUAAAUAAGAAAAAACUGUAGCAUUGCUAAUAAUUAGUUAACAUUAUUAAUUAUCAUCUUUAAUUGUUUGUAAGCAGUGAAACAACUAUGAACUACAGUUUUAAUUAUCUGAAUAUGCCAUUUCUUAAUGAUGGUUAUAAAGUGCUACCUACUCUUUUAUGAGUUGUGAGUGAGUUAGUUUCAGCAGUGAUUGCUGAAAGCAUGCAGAUAUCAACAAUUCAGUGAAUUACUAAACUUUUCUGUGGUUUUUUUUUUAAGGUAAAGGAACUGGAAACAAAACAAGAAAAACUCAUUUUACAGUACUUCUUUUACAAAAGUGUAUCCACGUUUUGUGUGUAUCAAAUGUGUGUCAGUAUAUUAAGGCUAUAAAUUAUAUUUUCGUACACUACCUAUAUGUACAAUAGAAGUGUAUAAUAAGAUGUUGUAUAUAGAAUUAUAUAUGAAUUUAUCAUCUGUGCUGAAGAACUCAGUCGAGUUACAAAACUACAAUGUACCAUAUAGCAAAUUUAUUGUACACAUUAUUUAUAGUCUUUUUGUUCCUGUACUGAUUGAACCUCCAACUAAUUCCCCAAUCAACCUACAGGAAAGAUGUAAACAAUGACCACUCUUGGCUGAUUAAAGAUCUCCCCAGGAAAGUGCCACACAUUAUUCAGUUUUCAGUCAGACAAAAGGACAUUGAUUCCUUGCUUGAUAUUUGGAUUAUUCUGAAACACAUCUGGUUUUAUUUAAGCAUUUUUAAAAUGAAAUGACUAUAUAUUUAAUGUGCUUAGAAAAAUGGUGAAGAAUUUCAGUCCAAUGUCUAUUUAGUUGUGUUAACUUUGAUCAGUGGCUCAUUUUACAUCCACAGUGAGUUCAUAUCAGGAGACACUGAAUUAGACUGCAGCCUGAACAGCAUGCCAUGCUUAUAGCAUUGCAUAGUGCUGUUGAGCACACUUUACCGUACUAUAUCGUUAUCCUGCAUGUCAGUAAUUCCAACAUUCAGGUGUGCAGGAUAACACUCAUGUACCAUAUGGCAAAUUGAUCUAUAGUUCAUAUUUUGUAUCUGCUUAUGGACUUCUGUCUCUAUGCUAAACAUGGUGCAAGGUAUUAAAACAAUUGAAAACGACA
Messenger RNA from Plectropomus leopardus (leopard coralgrouper), 2629 nucleotides. Its product is annotated as endothelin-3. The record is from RefSeq and is a predicted model, not a curated record. Gene Ontology annotation, cellular component: extracellular region. Gene Ontology annotation, biological process: regulation of vasoconstriction; intracellular calcium ion homeostasis; vein smooth muscle contraction. NCBI's taxonomy places the organism in Eukaryota, Metazoa, Chordata, Actinopteri, Perciformes, Serranidae. Gene Ontology annotation, molecular function: endothelin B receptor binding; hormone activity.